Messenger RNA from Sebastes umbrosus (honeycomb rockfish), 1734 nucleotides. RefSeq names its product V-set and transmembrane domain containing 4a (gene vstm4a). The record is from RefSeq and is a predicted model, not a curated record. The coding region runs from base 224 to 1300 and encodes 358 amino acids. NCBI's taxonomy places the organism in Eukaryota, Metazoa, Chordata, Actinopteri, Perciformes, Sebastidae. The transcript is spliced from 8 exons.
GAGGGAGGGAGAGAGAGUACUGGGAGAGUGAGUGGGAGUUUCUAAGUGGGAACAGAGCAUUUACUGUUUCAUAUUACACACAGAAAAGAGGAGAAAGAGGAGAAGAGUUAAUGGUGGGUAAGGGCUCUGGUGGGUUGUCCAGUCAGGCUCUGUUUUGAGUGUAGCUGCUCGUCUAAGGGCUGUGCAGUUGUGUCUGGGUUUAUGGAUUCGCUGACUGUGGAAAAUGUACUUCUCUAUAGUGGUCCUUGUCCUGACUAAGGCUCUGGUCACAGAGGUAUGUCACGGCCUGAAUGUGACAGUGACCCCUGGGCCUGUUGUCAUGGCAACAGAGAAAGACAACGUGACACUCUCCUGCCUGGUAUCUCAGAGGAAGAGGAGCGGCAGCGUCCUCAUCCUACGCUGGUUCUUUUCCCCUCUCGCUGCUCCCACUCUCGCGCCCCCUCCCUCCUCCUCUCCAUCCUCAACUCCUCCUGCCCUCGAGACCUCUCAGUUCCUCAUUGUGAAGAUGGGCAUAAAGAAAAUUAAGAUGUUUGGGAACUACACCCGUCGUUUCCCCCAGCUUAAGUUCCGCCUGUAUGAGGAGACGGAGGGAGAGGAGUACCGGUUGCGGAUUCACAAUCUGACAGCUGGGAUGGAUCAGGGUUUCUACACCUGCAAAGUACAGGAGAUACGCAAACACAGAAACACGUGGAGGGCAUCGUCCAAUGGUACCAGCACCACACAGCUGACAGUGCACUUCACUCUGGAGGAUGGUAGCAGCAAGGGACUGUGGCGUUUGUUGGCAGAUGUGUAUCUGUGCGCUGUGCUCAUUUGCUCACUGGGCCUGCUGUCCAUCUUCCUGUUCACUCUGGUUCUCACCUGCCAGUACUUUCACAGGAGACACAGGCUCAAAGCCAGUUACCUUCUAGUCAAGUGUCCAGAAAGCAGCUCAGGAGAGACUGUGACCAGCUCCAGCAGUUCCUCCAAUUCACCCCCAAGAGUCCAAAGGAAAGUCACAAGACAGAAACCCCCCAGAAGAAAUGUAACAGUAUCGCCACCUAAACUACCCGAGGAGCCACCGCCACACAUACCAGCCAAAGUGCCUGUUGCUGCAAAGAGACCUCAGAAGCCCAGAAGGUUAAAGCCUCAUCUCAGGAGCUCUGCCGCUCCUCGAGUAUCACAGGAGGAUAGUCUGACAUAUGCAGAGCUGGAGCUGGUCAGACCGAGGCCAGAGCCCCCAGCCUCCUCCAGCCCCGACCCCGAUCCCUCCAGCCCAGACACUGUGUACGCUCAGAUCCUCUUCCAGGAAAAACAGCUGUAAACACAGCCGCUCUGGACACAUGGCUGUCAUGGUACCCCCCUUGUGAGGGUGGCUGAACUGAGUGGCAACCAAAGGACUAUAUUUAUGAACUAUCAGUAUGGCAUUUAGCAUUUGUUUUUUUGGCUGUAAGUACGCUACGACUGUUGGUAAAUGAGGGUUUUUGUGUUUCCUCGGCGCAGUUCCAUUCCAGCACAGCAGUUUUUCUGGGGUCUUUAUAAUUCUGUUGUUUUGUUUGUUGGCACCGCUGGCCUGCGAGCCAGAUGUUUAUAGAACGCUCUUACUGUUAACUAUUCUGUAUAAACUCAGGAGGCUGUGUGGAAAUAAAACUGUUGUCCAGGCUCUCUUACUGCAGCAUCAUAAAGGCACUGUAACACUUUUCAAAUGCAUUUAUAAUUACAGUACUAAUACACCAAAUUAAUAAAUAUAUGCCUGGG